AUGGAGAUCAACCAUCACAACAUCAACCGUCACAACAUCAACCGUCACAACAUCAACCGUCACAACAUCAACCAUCACAACAUCAACCAUCACAACAUCAACCGUCACAACAUCAACCAUCACAUCAACCGUCACAACAUCAACCGUCACAUCAACCAUCACAACAUCAACCAUCACAACAUCAACCGUCACAUCAACCAUCACAUCAACCAUCACAACAUCAACCGUCACAUCAACCAUCACAACAUCAACCGUCACAUCAACCGUCACAACAUCAACCGUCACAUCAACCAUCACAACAUCAACCGUCACAUCAACCAUCACAACAUCAACCGUCACAACAUCAACCGUCACAACAUCAACCGUCACAUCAACCAUCACAACAUCAACCGUCACAUCAACCGUCACAUCAACCGUCACAACAUCAACCGUCACAUCAACCGUCACAACAUCAACCGUCACAUCAACCAUCACAACAUCAACCGUCACAUCAACCAUCACAACAUCAACCGUCACAUCAACAACCGUCACAACAUCAACCGUCACAUCAACCAUCACAACAUCAACCGUCACAACAUCAACCGUCACAACAUCAACCGUCACAACAUCAACCGUCACAACAUCAACCGUCACAACAUCAACCGUCACAUCAACCGUCACAUCAACCGUCACAACAUCAACCGUCACAUCAACCAUCACAACAUCAACCAUCACAACAUCAACCGCCACAUCAACCGUCACAACAUCAACCGUCACAUCAACCAUCACAACAUCAACCAUCACAUCAACCGUCACAACAUCAACCGUCACAACAUCAACCGUCACAACAUAAAACAUCACAACAUAAAACAUCACAUCAACCAUCACAACAUCAACCAUCACAUCAACCACUCAAAUAUGCCUGAUAUUUACAAACAAACGUGA
Molecule: messenger RNA, 924 nt
Organism: Oncorhynchus kisutch (coho salmon)
Lineage: Eukaryota; Metazoa; Chordata; Actinopteri; Salmoniformes; Salmonidae
Product: GATA zinc finger domain-containing protein 14-like
Exons: 2
Coding region: 1-924 (307 amino acids)
Source: RefSeq, a predicted model, not a curated record